AUGGAAGCUUCUCAUGUUUUCUUGCGGCAAUCAAAUGAGGUCAUUGCUUGUGAAGGAGAUGUCCACUAUCUUGCUGACGCAGAUUUGUUUGUCCUUAAUCUGACAAUGUCUUUCAAUGGGGUUAUGGGGCAGACCGGUACAGUCCUAGUUAAUGUAGGAGUGGUUCUAGACAUGGAUACAUGGAUGGGGAAAAUAGGGUUGAGAUUUAUCUCUAUAGCACUCUUGGACUUCUAUUCCUCUCAUGGUUCCUACAAGACUAGGCUGGUUCUAAAUACCAGGGACUCCAAAAACGACGUUGUUGGCGCAGCUGCAGCAGCUCUAGACCUAUUCAAAAAUGUUGAAGUUCUAGCCAUAAUAGGGCCACAGACGUCCACACAGGCCCACUUUGUAUCAGCUCUUGGAGAAAAAGCUCAUGUUCCCAUAAUUUCAUUUUCUGCAACAAGCCCUUCCCUCUCACCGAUUCAAAGUACAUAUUUCACUCGUGCCACACCAAGUGACUCAUCUCAAGUAAAAGCCAUAACUGCAAUUGUUCAAGCCUUUGGAUGGAGAGAAGUUGUACCCAUAUACAUAGAUAAUGACUUUGGACGAGGAAUCAUACCAUAUUUGAUCGAUGCCUUGCAAGAGAUUCACACUCGGGUAACUUACAAGAGCGCCAUUCCACCAUUGGCCACAGAUGAACAAAUUGUUGCAGAACUUCAGAAAUUUAUGACAAUGCAAACUAGAGUUUUCAUUGUGCACAUGUUGCCCUCCCUUGGCUCUCGGUUCUUUACCAAAGCAAAAGAGAUUGGAGUACUUAGUGAAGGAUACGUCUGGAUCAUAACCAAUGGCUUAACUAAUGACUUGAGUUCAUUGGAUCCUUUGGUCAUUGAUUCCAUGCAAGGAGUAAUAGGUGUAAAGCCUUAUGUCCCCCAAACGGAAGAGCUCAAAAAAUUCAGCAUUCGAUGGAAAAGGACAUUUCAACUGGAAAAUUCGGUUGUACCUAUGGUUGAGUUGAAUGUUUAUGGACUAUGGGCAUACGAUGCUACCAAGGCACUAGCCAUAGCGAUUGAAAAAGUAGGGGCUACAGAUACUAGCUUUGAUAAGGCAAAUGCAGUUGGAAAUCUGACAGACCUUGAAGCAUUUGGAGUUUCUAAACAUGGUCUGAAACUUAUUCACGCACUACGAAGUACAACAUUUAAAGGACUUAGUGGUCCUUUCAAGAUAGUUGAUGGCCAACUACAAUCAUUAGUUUAUCAGAUAGUUAAUGUGAUUGGCAAAGGGGAAAGAGUGGUCGGAUACUGGACAGAAGAAAAAGGAAUUCUUAGGGAAUUGAAUUCCAAAAAUACAAACACAGAUUCCAUUGUGAAUGCCAAUUUUAAAGCUAUCAUAUGGCCAGGUGAUAUUGCAUCUCCUCCAAAGGGCUGGGCGAUUCCGACAAAUGACAUAAAGCUAAGAAUUGGAGUCCCAGUGAAGGAUCGUUUCCAAGAAUUUGUAAUGGUAUCCCAAGAUCCUAGCACUAACAAGUCGACAGUUUCGGGAUACUGCAUAGAAGUCUUUGAAGCUGUAAUGGCCGCAUUACCAUAUCAUAUUCCUUAUGAAUAUAUACCUUUUGCAAAUCCUGAUGGUAAGAUGGCUGGUACAUACAAUGACUUGGUGUAUCAAGUGUAUCUCGGGAAGUAUGACGCUGUGGCUGGAGAUGUUACUAUCAUAGCAAACAGGUCCCAAUAUGUGGAUUUUACUCUACCGUACACCGAGUCUGGCAUAUCAAUGAUUGUACCAAUAAAGGAUAAAAAGAACAAGGAUCCAUGGGUGUUCUUCAAGCCAUUUACUUGGAAACUUUGGGUUACAAUCUUUUGUUCAUUUGUUUUCAUUGGUUUUGUGAUAUGGGUCCUAGAACAUCCAAUAAACGAAGAUUUUAGGGGCCAAUCUUCACACCGUAUUGGCAUGAUGUUCUGGUUCUCCUUCUCAACCAUGCUUUCAAUAGAGGAGCAUGUAUUGAGCAACUUAUCAAGGUUCGUGGUGAUUAUUUGGAUGAUCGUGUUGAUAAUACUGAACCAAGGUUACACGGCAAGUCUGACCACUAGAUUGACGGUUCAACAGCUCCAGCCAACUAUUAUUGAUGCAAAAGAGCUUUUAAGGAAAGGAGAGUAUGUUGGUUACCACAACGGCUCUUUCAUUUUACAAUUCUUGCAGCGGAUGAACUUUGACGAGUCCAAGAUUAGAACAUUCAACACUCCAGACGAAUGUGAUGACCUCCUUUCUAAAGGGAGUGAAAAUGGUGGUAUUGCAGCUGCUUUUGAUGAAACACCAUAUGCAAAGCUUUUCCUUAAAAAAUAUUGCUCAAAAUAUACCACAGUGGAACCAACAUAUAUGACGGAUGGAUUUGCCUUUGUCUUCCCAAUAGGCUCCCCUCUAGUCCCUGAUAUUUCAAGAGCAGUGUUAAAUGUGACAGAGGGUGAUAAAAUGCUAGAAAUUGAGAAGAAGUGGUUGGAGAAACAAGCCAAUUGUCCAAACCCUAGUGACUUGGCUUCUACAAAUAGCCUCGGCCUUGAGAGCUUUUGGUUCCCAUUUUUUUUUAUUGCGUUUGUUUCUAUUUCAGCUCUAAUCGUAUUUUUGGCUACGUUCCUACAUAAGCAUCGGGAUGUGUUCACGUGCUCUGAUCCUGAAACAUCAUGGUGGGAAAAAUUUGUGGAGUUGGCUAAACGCUUUGGCAUUAGAAAAGACGAAGAACAAAAAGCAAAUGGUGUUGUUGGUACGAAUAGUGUGGAUGCAGUGGAAGCCUUGUCAAAUGCAAGCUGCCCACAAAGUCCAUCAAGAAUGUCACUUGACACCUCAUUGAAUACCAAUGGUAUCCCAAGUCAGGCAAGCUCUUCAAACCAUACAGAGAUAAACCUUGUUGUUCACCAAGAUCACCAAGGAAGUCCACACGAGAAUGCGCAUGGAGAAACUGCCCGAGAAAUAGUGCCAACUAUCAAGCUUGAUAGUCAAACUCAAGAUAAACAAGAGCCCCUAGAGCCUGGAAACGUAAGCCACUGA
Ilex paraguariensis (yerba mate) is the source of this 3015-nucleotide messenger RNA. The record is from the annotation of a GenBank genome assembly. Lineage: Eukaryota; Viridiplantae; Streptophyta; Magnoliopsida; Aquifoliales; Aquifoliaceae.